Molecule: messenger RNA, 2240 nt
Organism: Glycine soja
Lineage: Eukaryota; Viridiplantae; Streptophyta; Magnoliopsida; Fabales; Fabaceae
Product: zinc-finger homeodomain protein 6-like
Exons: 2
Coding region: 999-2009 (336 amino acids)
Biological process (GO): regulation of developmental process; regulation of DNA-templated transcription
Cellular component (GO): nucleus
Molecular function (GO): DNA-binding transcription factor activity; transcription cis-regulatory region binding
Source: RefSeq, a predicted model, not a curated record
UUUGUACAAAUAUGCUGGUUUGGGACACACAUUCAUUUGGAGUAAGGUUGGAGAGAGUGAGUGAGAAGGGCAAUAAUUGAAAACUGGACCAGGGUGCAGGCUGUGGGAGAGGACCAACAUGACCUUGUCGGUUGUUCUGCAAGACAAAUUCUUGCAGUACUAGUCAGUAGUCACCACUCCUUCUGAGUGUGCAAAACAACCUCUUCCCCUGUUCCUUUCCUACUUGGUUUUUAUGGAUCUGGAUGGCUGGUAGGAAACAACACCCUUCUAGGCCCUCUUCCACACCACCUUUCUCAAAAUCCCACAUUACAUGUCUUUCUUAAUCAAUCUUAACUCUUAAAACAAUUUACUCUCUCCACUCUCUUUGUGUCUCCCAAGGUGCUGUGUUGUGUUGCUUGGUGCAAUUAAAGCUUUCUACUUUCUACCUCAAAUCUCUAUAGCCUAAUAUUCUACCCGCUGAGGUGAGUCUUAUAUUUUAUUUUAUCUCCAAGGGACCCCGCUAGUAGUCUCAUUUCCAUUGAAUAUGAAUUUCUACCAAUUUUUUUUUUAUCCUUUUCUCUUUGUUUUUUCCCUAAGAAAAAAAUAAUAAUUAAACUAUUCCUAUUCCGUCGCUAUAGUGGUGCUAUAUAUACAGUUAAAUCACUCAUUCACUUCUGAGAAUAGGAUUGAGUAGUGAAAAUUGGUUGGUGGGUUAGCACCCAGAACGUCAAUAUCAGAAUAAGGAAAGAAUAAUUGUGGGCGUGCUAGUAAUUAUAAGUGUUUGGUUGAGUCUAGUCUUGGAUUAGAUGGGAUAAAUAUGAAUUAGCUAGGGUUGAGGAGAGACUAGAGGAAGAUCCACAAGCAUAAUUAAAGCAGAAAAUGAGGAAGAUGAUGAUGAUGGCUUAAGAUAGAUUUAUUACAGCGAUCGAGUCAUAAUUAGAGAGAGAGAGAGCAUAGAAGGUUGAAAUCAAACCUAGCUUGCUAGAUCUUGGCCACACCACAGACAUCAGCAAACCUUGAUGGCAAUGAGAGGGCAACAAGAUAAGGAAAUAGAGAUACCAACCACAACCACUUUAGGUUACAACCUUCCCAACCGAGAUUCUUCUUCUUCCUCUUCCAAGCUCUCUUCUCCAACUGUUGGUGAAAGAAGUAGCAGUGAUCAUGAUCAACAGCAUCAUCAACCAACUCAUCAAACUCGCACAUUAAUCUUCAACGAAACACCUCACCAUAAUCUCUAUCCACCACCACCACCUCCUCCUCCUGCUCUUGCACCUCAUCGACCCACGUCAGAUCCAGAUCUAAGCACCCCAAUUGCUCCCACAUCGAAUCCCUCAAGAACAGCGCCGCCUCAAACGACAACAACAACAACCUCGACGCCGUCGAUCAGGUACCGAGAAUGUCUUCGGAACCACGCGGCGAGCAUGGGGAGCCACGUGGUGGAUGGCUGCGGCGAGUUCAUGGCAAGUGGGGAAGAAGGCACGCCAGAAUCACUAAGAUGCGCAGCAUGCGAGUGCCACCGCAACUUCCACAGAAAAGAAGUUGAAGGAGAAUUACGACCGCAACCACAACCACAACCGCAAACACAUGUUCCAAAUUACCACAGCUACUACACCAACAAGCACAACGGUCACCUUCACUACCCUACACCCUCUUCAUCUUCCCUCCAUCAUAGAUUGGUUACACCAACAAGCUUGGUCUCCCCAGUGAUGAUGGCCUUUGGGGGCCCAGCUGAGUCAUCAAGUGAAGAUCUCAACAUGUUUCAGUCCAACACUGGAGGAGCACAGUUAAUAUCAGUGCAGCAGCAUGCACCACUACUCUCUUCCAGCAAGAAGAGGUUCAGGACUAAGUUCUCUCAGCACCAGAAGGAUAGGAUGAUGGAGUUUGCUGACAAGAUUGAUUGGAAGAUCCACAAACACAAUGAGCAGGAGGUACAGCAGUUUUGUUCUCAAGUGGGUGUCAAGAGACAGGUUUUUAAGGUUUGGAUGCACAAUAACAAGCAAACAACUAGUAGUAAGAAGCAGCAAAUCUAGCAAUUUUCACCCUUGGGGCAAGACUCUAGAGAGAGAGAGAGAAACAAAAAAAGAAAAGAAAAGGAGAGAGAUGAGGAUGACUUUUGGUCGUUGUGAUGAACUGGGAUAUUGGUGUACGUUGUUUGUGAUGAGGAGGUACACUCACACACUUAUGCUAGCUGUAACAAUAUUUCAUGCAUAAUACUUUGGACGAACUUUUCUAAUUUAAUUAUGGAAGUGUUGGUUCGUGAA